CUUUCUAUACAAGGAAGUAAAUCAUAAUUUGAUAAUUUGUUAAAUCUUCAUCUUGUAAACAUGUUCUCCAUAUAUUAAAAAAACUUGUAUGACUUAAUGGUUUAAAAAAAGGAAUCGCCGUACAAAUUGAUACAUUUAUAGAUUUUACUAGGACCCCAUAAACGGAUUAAAAAGAAAAGCAAAUAAGACAUGGCAGCCCCAGUCCCACGUGUAGUACCUCCCAUGGCUGGUUCGAUUGUUACCGCAGCAAUAGACUUUGGAACAGCAUGUUCUGGAUAUGCCUUUGCAUUCAGGCACCAACCUUUAAAGAUAUUCACAAAUGCAUGGUACGCUGAUGGUAUGAUGUUAUCUACGGGUAAAGCACCCACAACAGUUCUUCUGGAUCCGGAUGGUAAUUUCAAAGCGUUCGGUUUUGAGGCUGAAGAAAUGUACAGUAACUUAGUUGACGAGGAUAACAGUAAUGGAUGGUACUAUUUUCAGAACUUCAAGAUGGAGUUAUACAAACAAGCGGUAUGCAUGUUUAUGUUUUAUCAUGACUAAAAGCGUUAGUCACAUUA
Molecule: messenger RNA, 557 nt
Organism: Ruditapes philippinarum (Manila clam)
Lineage: Eukaryota; Metazoa; Mollusca; Bivalvia; Venerida; Veneridae
Product: heat shock 70 kDa protein 12B-like
Exons: 3
Coding region: 190-540 (116 amino acids)
Source: RefSeq, a predicted model, not a curated record